CGUGAAAUUCAAAUUAUUCAAAUCUUUGGUAUUCAACUCAAUACCCGGAACCACAUCAUUAUCCUUUGAAGACGCGCGAACAUGGCUGGCGAUCCCCGAGCCCUUCUCCGUCAGGCAGAUAAGACGCUGCAAAGUGCAUCUGGAGGAUUCAGUUUCUUUGGUGGUCGUGCUGAUAAAUAUGAGAAAGCGGCCGAGGAGUACAUCGCUGCUGCAAACGCAUUUCGAAUGCAGAAGCAAGGCAAGGAAGCAGGACUUGCGUUCGAGAAGGCAGCACAAAUACAACUUGAGCAGCUGAAGGAACCAGACGACCAUGCAAACACCAUGACAGAGGCCUUUAAGGCAUACAAGAAAGAUGACCCAGAAGCCGCAGCUCGAUCUCUAGACAAGGCUAUUGCCCAUUAUUGCAGCAAAGGUGCCUUUCGCCGUGCUGCUACCCAUAAGCAGAAUCUCGGUGAAUUAUUCGAAAUCGAACUCGGUGAUGAAGGACGAGCCGCUGCAGCUUACGAGGAGGCUGCCAGUUGGUAUGAGAGUGACAAUGCCGAAGCUCUUGCAAACAAGUUAUGGCUGAAGACUGCCGAUCUUACAGCACUCGAGGGCAAAGACUAUUACAAAGCAAUUGAACUGUACGAGAAGGUGGCUAGGUCAAGCAUCAACAACAAUCUGAUGCGUUGGUCUGUCAAGGAGUAUCUACUCAAGGCUGGUAUCUGUCAGCUAUGCACCGGCGAUAUGGUUGGCGUGAACACAGCACUGGACCGCUACCGUGCCUUGGACGAGAGCUUUACUCAGCAACGUGAACAUCAGCUGCUCACCGAUCUUGCUGCUGCUGUACAGGAUGGCGACCAGGAGCAAUUCUCCGACAAGUUGUUCCAGUACGACCAGCUUAGCAAGCUUGAUAAGUGGAAGACGACCCUUCUGUUGAGGAUCAAGAGCACGAUUGAGGAGACUGGAGAGGAUUUCUCUUAGAUAUUAUUGUCUCAUAGAGGGAUCGACGAGCAUCAGCUGGAUUGUGUUAUUUGCGGUGCAUGAAUUUCAUGACUUGUGUCGAAAUCAAUGGGUGCUAAGAUCAUCCAAUACUCCACAACAGAAUGGGGCUGAAAUAGGUACAUUACAAUCACUUUAUUCACCAUGAUGUUCGCCAUGUCAAUUAAAUACCAAGGUACGUAUAACAUGUGAAAAAGAAAACCCAUUUGGAUUGCCGUUUCACCAGAUUCUGUCUCAUCCAC
Molecule: messenger RNA, 1223 nt
Organism: Aaosphaeria arxii CBS 175.79
Lineage: Eukaryota; Fungi; Ascomycota; Dothideomycetes; Pleosporales
Product: alpha-soluble NSF attachment protein-like protein
Exons: 10
Coding region: 82-963 (293 amino acids)
Biological process (GO): SNARE complex disassembly; intracellular protein transport
Cellular component (GO): SNARE complex; vacuolar membrane
Molecular function (GO): syntaxin binding; soluble NSF attachment protein activity
Source: RefSeq, a predicted model, not a curated record